Molecule: messenger RNA, 2490 nt
Organism: Cucurbitaria berberidis CBS 394.84
Lineage: Eukaryota; Fungi; Ascomycota; Dothideomycetes; Pleosporales; Cucurbitariaceae
Exons: 3
Coding region: 423-2162 (579 amino acids)
Biological process (GO): regulation of transcription by RNA polymerase II
Cellular component (GO): piccolo histone acetyltransferase complex
Source: RefSeq, a predicted model, not a curated record
UAUUCCAACCCAGCCUUCACGCAUUCCACUGCCGCCCAUCAUCCGUGCACGAUGAUUGGCCGCCCUCGCUUGCCUCCUCGCCUUGAAGGCUGCAUCCUUGGGCGUGCAGCACCCGCCCAUUUCCACACCCUCAACAUACGCGCCCCGACACCGCUGCCUACAAACUUCUCCAUCGGAAAACAGCACCACAACCACGCCUUUCAUCACCUUGUCGCCCAUCAUUUUGAUGCGACGGCCGCUGCGAAUCUUCUGAUACCCAUAUCACGAAUAUUCGAGCGCGUUUGUGGUCGAACUCGGCGUGGUGAGGCUUCGGAGCGGCCACCUGGCCUGACUCCCUUCUGCGCUGCUGCCCGCCGCGGCAGGUUUUGCCAUCACAGCCGUCACGUGCACAACCACUUUUCGUUUCACAUCGCAACAGCACCAUGGCGCAACGGGUUACCGGCCAGCGCUUUCGCCAGCGCAAGCUAUCUACCAAGCAGAACCUACCUGUCGUGCGCGAGCACGAGGUCGAGCAGUUUGCUGACGACGAUGCGUCACGGCACAUUCCCAAGGUCGAGACGGGUGUUGAAAAGGGAGAGGAAAUUGAGCACCAUUUACAGGCUGUCAUAUCUGCCGCGCAGGCAGCAGCGCAAGGCUCGACUGGCGGAAAGAUUGCGCAGCUUUACAUUCCAACGCCAGACGCCGUCGCAAGCAAGUUGCAGUAUGAAGAUCUUUAUCCAAGACAAUUCACGCAACCUGCGACGUACAUCCGCUUUUCUUCUACCGUUGAGGAUUCGUCUGGAUGUCCGUACUGCAUGGACAGUGAUGAUGUUGCCUUCCUCAAGGACUUCAAUAAGAAGAAGGGCAAGAGUCUACGCUGCUCUGAGGAUGAGUUCGAAGAGGUAAUGAACUUCUUCGAUGAGGCGACUGCAACCAAGCAGCCUUUCGCUGCUGUCGAUAACUCGCCAGUGCUUGCGUACGAGGACCUAGAAUCCGAGUUCGACGAGACCAUCAGCGAGUCGGCGCGGCGGUUUGCAAAGGACAUCUACGCACACUGGAAGAGCCAGAGAGUAAUAAGAGGCAAUCGCCCAUUAAUGCCAUCAUUGAAGUUUGAGACAAACCUCGAAACCGAUGACGCGGAUCCGUAUGUGUGUUUCCGCCGUCGCGAAGUACGACAAGUCCGGAAGACCCGAGGCCGUGAUGCACAGGUGACCGAAAAACUAAAGAAGCUGAGAAAGGAGCUGGAAGAGGCUCGGUUAUUGAUGUCGCAGGUGAAGCGACGAGAAGGCAUGACAAGGGAUCAGCUUGCUACGGACAAACUGAUAUUCGAACAACGCCUUGCCGUCAAGGAGAUCAAGAGGAAGCUGAGCAUCAAGGGUGAUGACGAAGAACUCCUCAUCACUCAAAAACCUGCUCCCAAGCCAAAGCGACCUGCCGAUCUAGAGCGUGUGCGCCACAACAUCCCUGGCAUGAAACCGCAAAACAUGCGUCCAGAUGGCCGUCUUGUUGAUAGUGACCUUGUCUACCUCGAGGAGCAGCAAGCCAAGCGCACCGAGGCAAUCGACUCCUUCAUCGAAGACAACCUCGUCAAACACCAGAAAUGGAACGUUGGUUGGGUCGAUGCCACCUGGCGGCCUAUCACGCCACCCUUGGAGCCAGCGGCUGCCAAAAGCGAUUUCCGUACUGUCUUUACAGAGAGUCAGCUUCCUACGCCGCCGGCUUCUGUAUCUGAUGAAGAGGGUGCUGAUGCCAUGGCAGUGGAACCAGUGAAUAAGCAGAUAGAACCUAGGAGAAGUGCGCGGAUACGAUUCGCUACGCCACCCGACGACAUGCCGUUUCAAGAUCAGUCUCGUUUCCGUCGGCGGAUUGGACGAGGAGGGCGCGUGAUGAUCGAUCGACGGGGCGUGAAGCGGCAGAAGCUCACCGAAAGAGUAGAUGACCGUAUCGCCGACCGAUGGAAAUUUUCUGGGGACAGUAGCGAGGAUGAGCAAGUCUAUCCGGUCGACUGGACAGACAACAUGCACAUCAGGUACCGCAUCAUGAUCGAGCGGCAGGGUGAGAAGGCUUCCGCUCAACAAGCUGCAACAGGGCCUAAUCGAAGGUCGAUUGAGAAUCAUAACCGGUCGGCCUCAGGACAUUUGCUCCCUCCUACGCCCACGACUGCGAGUGCGGGGGCGAGGUGAUUCGGGCAAUUGGACUUGUUCAUUUGACGCGUUUUGUGACGGGAUGUGGUGUAGGUUUGUGGCGAUAUAUACCCUUUGUUUUAUUCGAGUUGGGGACCUGGAUGCUAGAGCAGAUUUUGCAGGAUCUACCGAACUUAUGUACAAUACUCCUAAGGCCGGGAAGAUUGGGCUGGUUGAGGAAGCUGGAGGUCACGCCUGGAUAGAGCGCACAUUACUGAAAUGUGUCGACUACUACUCUUGAUGUAUAUUAGCUGUUGUGUAAGGGAACACAAGGCAACUUCGACCGAGGAAAUAAUCAAAAAACUUACUGAAUCAUUUCUAAUAACCC